Hemiscyllium ocellatum (epaulette shark) is the source of this 5421-nucleotide messenger RNA. It is a transcript of the gene stk40, whose product is annotated as serine/threonine kinase 40. Bases 383 to 1678 code for a protein of 431 amino acids. The transcript is spliced from 11 exons. The record is from RefSeq and is a predicted model, not a curated record. Gene Ontology annotation, molecular function: ATP binding; protein kinase activity. Lineage: Eukaryota; Metazoa; Chordata; Chondrichthyes; Orectolobiformes; Hemiscylliidae. Gene Ontology annotation, biological process: protein phosphorylation.
UCAUUUCCGCUUUCAGGUGGUCUUCCCCCCCGCCCUGCUCUCCCGUCUCUGGCCUGGGCAAAGGCGAGGCUCCUGGGGCGGGAUGGAGAUCGCGGCCGCGGUGCUCGGUGUCGCCUCACCCCGCUGGCUUCGGGCUCCCCGACGAUGGUUUCCACCAUCCACUGAAGCCGGGGGUAAAUAGGAAUCUCUGUACCAUCCGCACCCCCGUGUCCCCGCCGCCAGCGUUUGCCCCGGGUUUUCGUUGCGGACCCUGAGCGCCAGCCCCGCAGUCCCGGUGAGGUCGGUGCGGCGUAACGCAGGGGGUCCCCUGGCGAUGAGAGGCGGAGAGUGUCUUUAGUGGAGUCGGUGCCGAGAGCCAGCACACGGGAGUGGAGACUGCAGGAUGAAGAGGAGAGCAGCAGACAGAGGAGCUGGUGAAUCCUCAGCACGCUCGAAGGCUCUUUGUGCAGGAAUCUCUGGGAGUAACAGCAAAAGAGCUGGGCCAUUCAUCUUGGGUCCUCGUUUGGGAAAUUCGCCUGUACAGAGCAUUGUUCAGUGUUUGGCGAGAAAAGAUGGAACAGAUGACUUCUAUCAAUUAAAAAUUCUCACGCUUGAAGAUCGAGGUGAGAGAAUGGAAACUCAGGAAGAAAGGCAAGGAAAGAUGCUUCUGCAUACAGAAUACUCGCUUCUGUCCUUGCUUCCCAAUCAAGAUGGAGUGGUGCAUCACCACGGCCUCUUUCAGGAUAGGGCUGUUGUCGAAGAGUUUGAAUCCAGCAAGCUUAUGCGGAGGAUGAAGAAAAGGAUCUGUUUAGUUCUUGACUGCCUCUGUGCCCAUGACUUUAGUGAUAAAACUGCAGAUCUCAUCAAUCUACAACAUUAUGUCAUCAAAGAGAAGAGGCUCAGUGAGCGUGAAACAAUCGCAAUAUUCUAUGAUGUGGUACGGGUAGUGGAAGCUUUACACAAGAAGAACAUUGUGCACAGGGACCUGAAGCUGGGGAACAUGGUGCUAAAUAAAAGGACGCACAGAAUCACCAUCACUAACUUCUGUCUUGGAAAGCAUCUAGUUAGUGAGGAUGAUUUACUGAAAGAUCAGCGGGGGAGCCCUGCCUACAUUAGCCCUGAUGUUCUGAGUGGUCGACCAUACAGGGGCAAACCCAGUGACAUGUGGGCACUUGGUGUAGUGCUCUUCACCAUGCUUUAUGGGCAGUUUCCAUUUUAUGACAGCAUACCUCAAGAGCUCUUCAGGAAAAUAAAAGCGGCUGAAUAUACCAUCCCAGAGGAUUGCCGUGUGUCAGAAAACACCGUUUGUUUGAUUCAAAAGCUGUUGCUUCUGGACCCUCAGCAAAGGCUGACAGCCACUGAAGUGCUAGAUUCUCUGAGCUCCAUCAUAGCUACAUGGCAAUCUCUUUCAUCACUUCAUGGCCCUUUGCAGGUGGUGCCAGAUAUUGAUGACCAAGUCAACAAUCCAGAAAUCCUACAGGAGGCAAAAGUCACAGAAGAGUCCUCACAAUAUGAAUUUGAAAACUACAUGCGGCAGCAGUUGAUGCUGGCUGAGGGAAACACUAUGCACGAGGUGAAGAGUUUUGCACACAAGCGACAGUUCAGCAACAUCCCGCCAGUGCGACGACUGGGCCACGAUGCUCAGCCCAUAAACCCCCUCGAUGCGGCAAUCCUUGCUCAGCGUUACUUGCGGAAAUGACAGCUGUAAACAGCAUCUGAAGCUCCACAAGCCAAGUUCACAGCACAGUAAUACUCAUCAUGCCACGUAGUACCAAUCCUGAGCAAUACAGUAUUCUGUGACCGAUAUGUAGCAUUGGACGGAGUCUCUUCGAAAGGAAAACUGUUAUUUUAAGAGGCAAAAUAAGACGGCUUUUUUUAUAUACCCAUAUAAAGAAAGGACAGUAUUGCAACAUCGCCUGGGGCCGUAGUAGAUGUUUAGUUUUUACUUUAUAUAAUCUACCUCUUUCUUCAUUUAACCAAGACAUUCUCAGAACUAUAGAUUGAGAGACUGAGCUAAGUUUUGUUUUGUCCUAUGUUGUGAUUCUGAAAAGGACGUGUACUGCAAGAGAUUUUAAGAGCAUUAAGAAUUGGGUGUGUUCAUUCGCUGUGGAAUCCCCUUUGCCUGCAUUACCCGCUGAAUAGUAGACUAAAAUGUAGCUUGUUGGGUUUUUUUUUCCCCUUCCUCAUCCCCUUUUUGUGAAAGAUUUUCGAGCAGAAUUCAGUGUGGUACAAAAUGCCCAACAAAGGAAAAUGUGAAGGAAAGAAAAUCAAUGUGAUCCGUAGAUAUGUUGCUUUUAUUGUACUUAACAGCAGAGAUCACUUUAAUUGGCCUUUCCCAUCUUUUUCUAGUUAUUUUUAUUUUGGAAUUUGAAAGCUGUUAGCUUGGAGGUUGGAUUUUUAAAAACUCAUGACAUACUUCAGCAGUUGUUUUUGAUCCAGAACUACUGGAAUUUGUCAAGUUCACUGAGCUGCAGAAACUGUUAGAACACUAAAGAGCAAUUGAGGGUAUAAUUUUCUUUUAUUUUACAAGCUCAGGGAGAACAUUCAGCGUUGCCACCAGGAUUUCACUAAAGCAUUGAACAAGAGAGAUUCCCACACAACUAUUCAUGGUGCUUCAGUGCCCAGUAAUGAUUUUGCCCUUUCAUACAUCACUUUUGAGUCAAUGGAGACUUUGAAUUUAUAGAAGACUGGUGACAGCAGGCAUCAUGCUUGUGGUGGGAGUGAUUUUGAAAUGAAUUGGUCAUCUCCCAAUCAAAUGACCUGACAGAAUUGUCGUUUGGUUUGGUAGCAGUGGGCCUGGUGACAACGUGACAUUGUUGUGUUUCUGAGCAUUCAGUGAGUCCCUUCAGUUUAGGUUUCACUGCAUUAAGUGCACAGGAUUUGUAAUUGUAAAACAUUCAUCACCUGCAGAAUUGGUUAACUGGACAAUUAUGAGGCAAAUCUUUCUUUUAUUGUAACCAUUGCUCAGAUUUUGUGCUGCUGCAUGGACCAUUUGUGUCAUGUCUGCCUCUUCCCACUUGCCUUUUCUCUGGGCGUGCAUUUUACUUUGUCUGUAAGUAACAAUGGACUUUUUGAUUUACUGUUUUAGAAGUGGCCAUCACAUUACACAAUAAUGGUCAUGCUCAGUUAAUCCUCUAUCUUACCAUUUAUUGAGGAAUGAUCCAUUUAUUGCUUGCCACCUCAUCCAGUCAGUCUGGCUCGGGUAUAAAACUUGUACCGUUUGGGGAUCUGUGAAUACAUCGGGUCUGCUUUUAUGAUGGGCCAGUACAAUCUGAUCUUUUCAGAUCUGUUCUAGUUUGCUGUCAGUCCCAGAAGAGUCAUCAGUGAAGAACAUAUAUGGACCCUUUAAUAAGGGCAAUAGAUCUAAACCUACUCUGCAUUUUCAUUUUCCCAUCACUCUGUAAAAUAACAACAGAGACUACUUAAUCUUAUUCCAACCAUCCAAAGAUUGAGGUUCAGAUGCUUGCCUCCUGAUUGACAGACCAUACUCCUGGUUCUGGUGAUCCUUUUUGGGUCUUGGGAGUAUCAUUUAACUGUAGCACAAAUUACUUAUGCCAGCCAAAUGUUGCCUAAGUGACUUUGGAAUUAUGUUGGGUUUUUUUUUAACCCCUAUUUUAAUGAGGGGAGGGUAUAGACAAUGAUUCCAGGGCGGUCUGCAGUAACAUGGAGCUUGGUGUACGUUUUUUUUUGUGGUGGCUUUCAACUUCUUUGAGUUUUCUCAAUGUUGAGAAUUUUAGUUAGUAUUAAAACCAGUGAUAAAUGCCUGUCUUGCCCAAAUUUGUUGAACCUGUGAAAAUAUACAAGGACUCAAGUCGAUUUAUUUCAAAUUUAAUAAUUGAGGGAAGGUUUGGUCUCUUGUGGUUAAACAAGGAAACCUCUACCAUUCAGGGAUGAUCUCAAGUGAUCUCUGGUCAGUGUGAACUUGUAGAUUGUUUUUGUUGGGAGGGGAGAGAAAUGCUGUGAUGCGGUCAAGGGUUAUAUUUAUUAAAUACAGUGUGUUCCUCAAAGCUUUAUAUUGUGUGAUUGGGUAAACAAAUUGAAUGCUUGGGGUAGGGUGAAGUUUGAUCUUACGUUGACAAUUUCUAACAUUCUGCAGAUCUUUGGGUCCUUGUGGAAGUGGGUUUUCUGGUGCUAGUGUGUAUAUUGUUGGGACAUCCGACUGCCUGUCCGUUAUCAUGCAGUAAGUGGACUCAUACGUACAGAGGUGAUGUCCUGAAACUGUACUGCAAAUGUUUGCUUAUUAUUAAUGAGACAGGUUUUCACUGUCCAUUCAGUGCUUCACUAAAGUGAGUUUGAAGAGCCCCUGAUUUCACCACUGGGGACAACUUGGGUAAGUGAAUGUGUCCCAUUUUGAGUGUGGUAUUUUAAUCAAUUUGGUGGAACACAAAGUAGCAGUUUAUGAUAAGACUCCAAUAUGAAUGCAGUAAAGCAUAGAAGGUCUUAAAAAUGCAUAAGUAAAUAAUUUUUGAACGGCCUUUAAAGGCCAAGGUAGCUUUUAAUGGUGCGAUAGGAGGGUUGUUGAAGAAAUAGUCCCCAUUUCACUGACCAGCUUGAGUUGAAUCUGAAGAUAUUGUGAUGUUGGUAGAGUGAUGCUCACGUUGAGGUCUCGACCCAAGAACUUGUUGAUCUUUAAUGUAUUCUUGUUGGAAGUUGGCAUUUUGGAAUCGGGCUGUAUUUUCUAACUGACUCUUAACCACAGUGCUCAGGAUCCAUGAAAAUUAGUUUUUUUUGGGGGGGGUACUUACCAGCACUGUGGAAUUCACCUUCCUGUAUUAGAUGUUAUUAAUGGUGAGGUAACUAUGAUUUUGCCAGUGAGGGCACAUCAGUGCUGUAGAGGAUGAAGGGUUUCACCAAAGACCGUGCUGUGCUGCUAUUGGGUCUUGGCUCGUGCUUUUCCAAAAAAAAACUGCUUUGGGGAGUGCUGAGCCCAAUGGAGAGAGCAGCAGAGGAGUGGCCCCAUCACUUGUUACAUCGUAGACUGUUUCUUCAACUCCUCAUUCACUGAGUUCUCUGAGCCUUACUCCAGUCUGGCUGCUCCAGUUACUUUUUUUUUGUAAUACAAUAAAUUGUAUAUAAUUCCUGAUAACCUUAAUUCAGUGGAAAGGCAAAGUAUUACAAUUUGUCACAAUUAGAAGCCGUGGCUUUUUACUUCAUCCUGGGAAGUCUUUUUAUUGAGCAAUUUUUUUUUGUUUCCCUUGAAUUAUGUCUUUAUAGUAAAAGUGAUUAUCUAAUCAGACUGGAAUAAUGCAGCAGCCUAUGCAUGUCGAUGAUUUGUGUGCUUUGAGCUGCCUCUGGGUGUACCAAUUGAAGUACGUUGUAUGAGAUGUCAGUAGAAAGGAAUUGUGAUCAUUGUAUACAAAUUUGUAUAAAUAAAGAUGACAUAUUUUUGUACUUCAUUUAAAAUCUACUUGCAUGUCAGCAAUAAAUUUCAUACUGUAGAGA